Molecule: messenger RNA, 1543 nt
Organism: Aegilops tauschii subsp. strangulata
Lineage: Eukaryota; Viridiplantae; Streptophyta; Magnoliopsida; Poales; Poaceae
Source: RefSeq, a predicted model, not a curated record
CAGCUGGAUCACAACCGAAGCUUAAGCUCUGUGUGUCUAUAUAAACAGCCAGGCCAGCCGGGUGUUAGGAGCAUCGAAUUGAUCCGAGAGAUCGUCGUCAUUGCAUGAUGAGUGACGCUGUAGUGACAAAGUCGCCGGUGGUGGUCGUCGGCCCGUCGGAGCCGGGGACGCCAACCGGCACCAUCAGUCUCUCCUCCUUCGACAAGGUUCAGAUUCCUAUUCCGAUGGCGCUUCUCCUCGUCUUCGACGAGCCGAUCGACGACCCCGCCGAGACCAUCAAGAAGGCCCUGUCGCGGGCACUGGUGCCCUACUACCCGAUGGCCGGCCGGCUCGUCGCCGGAGCCGACGACGACGUGUACCUCAACAUCUCCUGCACCGGCGAGGGCGUGCCUUUCGUGGCCGCGUCGGCUAGCUGUGCCCUGGAGCAAGCCAUGACGGCGCCGUCGAUGGGGCUCCUCAGGGAGCUCACCGUUCGUUACCCUGGAGAGCUGUGUCGCCUCAGCGACGCCUUGCUGCUGAUGCAGGUCACGGAGUUCACCUGCGGCGGGUUCGUCGUCGGGGUGACGUGGAACCACGUCAUGGCCGACGGCGCCGGGAUCGCGCAGUUCCUGCAGGCCGUGGGCGAGCUGGCCCGCGGGAUGGGGGCGCCGUCCGUCGCCCCCGUCAGGUCGGGCGCCACCAUCCCGCCCAUCCCGACGCCCGUGGUCGCCGCGCUGAGGUCCCAGAUGCAGGUCCUAACGGAGGAGCUGGCGAGCCUGGACGUCACGAUCCCCUCCGGCCUGAUCAGCCGCGUCAAGGCCGAGUGCGGCGGCGACUGCACGACGUUCGAGGUCGUGGCCGCGGCGCUCUGGCGGAGCCGCACCCGCGCGAUCUUCUCCGGCUCCGGCGCCGCCGACCCCGCGAUGCUCUUCUUCCCGAAAAACAUGCGCGAGAAGGUCGGCGCCGAGAGCGGCUACUACGGCAACUGCUUCGGCAGCCAGCUGGUCCUGGCGACGAGCGGCGCGGUGGCGGGCGCCGAGAUCAGGGACCUGGUGAAGCUCAUAAAGGGCCACGCGGACAUACUGGAUCUGCUGAUGGACGCCGGCGUCGCCUCAGGGAACGACCUGGGCAGGCUCAUGUCGUCCCCGAGGUACCACGCGAUCGCCGUCUCCAGCUGGCAGAAGCUUGGGCUGGAGGCGACGGACUUGGGGCGCGGGAAGCCGGCGAGGGUGAUGUGGCAGCCGGAGAAGGCGGUGGGGUUCUUCUGCGUGGUGUGCCCGCCAUGCAAGGGGGAGGACGGCGUCAACGUCUUGUCCCGCUGCGUCACGCCGGAGCACGCCGAGGCGUUCCUACGGGAGCUGGCCGCCCUCGACAUGUAGACACGCUCUAUCAUUUGGUUUCUCUUGUACUCCAUUUUCUUUCCUCGCUUCCGCUCGUCGAACGAUCAAUUAAUCUCCGUCGCUGCAGCUUCCUCCCUCUGCGCAACAACAGCUUUGCCGACACAAUGUGGCCACGUUCAAACAAACAGACUCAUAACGUGAUGUGAUGUGCUGUGCUAAAUUUA